Molecule: messenger RNA, 1422 nt
Organism: Myxocyprinus asiaticus (Chinese sucker)
Lineage: Eukaryota; Metazoa; Chordata; Actinopteri; Cypriniformes; Catostomidae
Product: transmembrane emp24 domain-containing protein 7-like
Exons: 4
Coding region: 95-733 (212 amino acids)
Biological process (GO): Golgi organization; intracellular protein transport; endoplasmic reticulum to Golgi vesicle-mediated transport
Cellular component (GO): Golgi apparatus; endoplasmic reticulum; endoplasmic reticulum-Golgi intermediate compartment
Source: RefSeq, a predicted model, not a curated record
AUUACGCAUGUACGUGCACUGUCACGCGGCUAACAACUUCCUGCUUCCGUUUGGGAUUUGAGGUGUCUUCAUCGAUUGGUCAGUGCUGUAGGAGAUGAUGAUGAUGAUGAUGAUGAUGUUGUCCUGGUUUGUGCUGCUGAUGUUUGGGUGUGUUCGUGCUUCUGAACUCACAUUCGAGCUGCCGGAUAACGCCAAACAGUGUUUCUAUGAGGACAUUAUUAUCGGCACUAAAUGCACUCUUGAGUUCCAGGUGGUGACUGGGGGUCAUUAUGAUGUUGACUGUCGUCUGGAGGAUCCUGAUGGAACAGUUCUGUAUAAAGAGAUGAAGAAACAGUACGACAGCUUUACAUUCACUGCAGCGAGAAACGGCACUUAUAAGUUCUGCUUCAGCAAUGAAUUCUCCACCUUUACACACAAGACGGUGUAUUUUGACUUUCAAGUCGGUGACGAUCCUCCACUUUUCCCCAAUGAGAACAGAGUUACUGCUUUAACACAGAUGGAAUCUGCAUGUGUCUCCAUUCAUGAGGCCUUAAAAUCCGUCAUCGACUAUCAGACGCAUUUCCGUCUGCGAGAAGCUCAAGGUCGCAGUCGAGCAGAAGAUCUGAACACUAGAGUGGCAUUCUGGUCCAUCGGUGAAGCCUUCAUCCUGUUAGUGGUCAGUAUCAGUCAGGUGGUUCUUCUGAGGAGCUUCUUCUCAGACAAGAAAACCACCACGACUCGUGUUGGAUCGUAACGCUCGCAGGUUCAUUGCUCAUCACACACGGUGACAUCUCGAAGGGGUUUUUAAAGGAAGUCAUACAUAAAACAGUCAUUUAAACAUCUUGAGCUUGUUUCCUUUAGUCCUGUUGUGUGAACUGAGGUUUCAUAUCCAGCAAAUCAUAUUUUCAGUUCUGAGAGUCAAACAUUUUAAUUUAUUUUGUGGAUUUGUGUUGGAUUUUUUUCACAGAAAUAUAAGUGAAGAUUAAUGGAUAUAUUGACAGAACGGAUGUACAGACACACAGUUACUGUAUGCACAUUGUAUUAUCAUCAUCACUCAUAAUAAUAAUAAUAAGAAUAAUAAGAAUAAAAACAAUAUGUAUAGACUUCAAAUAUUAGUUUGGUAUAAAUAGAACCACUAUCUGUUUUGAAUGGUUUGUGUUGUGAAAAAGCGUGUUUCUUAUGGUCAUAUUUCUCUUCAUGAUGUUGGUGUAAUUGGUGUUUUAUAUGAGCUGUUUUUUGUUUUUAAAUAGUGGUACAUUGAUUUCUUUACCUUGUUUGUUUGGGGGUAAUAAAUGUCUUGAACGCCUCACAGCCUCUUUAUAAAACAUUACAGAGACUGAAAAUGGACACAUUUUCAUAAAAUGUCAUUGAAUAUAUUAUGCUGAAUUAUGGAAGAGGAGCAGUUCUGUCUUCAGAAACAUCUAAUAAAAAAAACUGCACUGA